AUGUUAUCGCGAUUCAUACGAGCAGGAAAAGGUAGACUACUCCUGCACAGGGGCUACACAUUUCGACUGAAAAACAACUUGGCUCAUGGAAGGAAACAGUGGUACUGUUCAUCGAGGCUGACCUCGCGCUGUUUGGCGGACGUCAAUACAGAGGGCCCAGAAGGUUUCGAGCGCAUCGUCCGUUCCCGUUACUCACAUAAUCACGCACCACCGAACGUCCGACGUUUCGCAGACGGCCGAUACGUAGUCCGCACCCCUCAUCAGAGCGGGCACCGCGCGGCCGCCCCCCCUUACGACCCCCACUCCCAGCUCUUACAGCUGCAGCAGGCGCUAGCUCUCUACGCCUCGACGGCGUACGCCACGGCGACGGCCAGUGCGACGGCGGCCGUCAACGCCGCGACGGGGGGCAACGGCCAGCAAUCCUCCCCAAACGCAAUAACGGGGUCUUCGCAGCACACCCCCGCCGCUAAACCUCUCCUCGUCGACACUCCGAUAAAGGAGGAAAAUUAA
Leptosia nina is the source of this 510-nucleotide messenger RNA. NCBI's taxonomy places the organism in Eukaryota, Metazoa, Arthropoda, Insecta, Lepidoptera, Pieridae. The record is from the annotation of a GenBank genome assembly.